AUGGGCCAAGACGACAAGCAGAAGCUUAUUGAGGCCGAGUCGGUCAAGAAGUUCGCCUUCUUCGGUGUCGCCGUCUCGACCGUCGCCACUUUGACCGCCAUCGUGGCCGUGCCAAUGUUGUGUAUGUACAUGCAGAACGUGCAGUCCGGCCUUCAGGACGAGAUCAACUUCUGCCGCACCCGCUCCGACUCCCUCCGUGGAGAAUACUCCAAGUUGGAGGCUUUCCGAAAGGCCGAGUCUCGUGAGAAACGCCAGACCUACCAAUGCUGCUCGUGCGGAAUUGGACCAGCUGGACCAGUCGGAAACCCAGGACAAGACGGAGCCCCAGGAAACGACGGACGCCCAGGAGCUCCAGGAGCCCCAGGACCAGACGCUCCAAACGACCACGUUCUCCCAACUGCUGCCGAUUUCUGCUUCGAAUGCCCACCAGGACCAGCCGGACAGCCAGGAAACCCAGGACCAAAGGGACCACCAGGACAGCCAGGAAACGCCGGAGAGCCAGGACCAAACGGACGCCCAGGAGCUCCAGGAGCACCAGGACCACAGGGACCACCAGGAGAACCAGGACAGGACGGAACCCCAGGACAGCCAGGAGCUCCAGGGCAAGUCCGCACCGUCCCAGCCCCACCAGGCCCACCAGGACAGCCAGGAGAGCCAGGAGCCCAGGGACCACCAGGAGAAGAUGGACACCCAGGAAACCCAGGACCACAAGGACCACCAGGACCACAAGGAGAGCCAGGACAAGAUGGAGCCCCAGGAAACCCAGGAGCCCCAGGAGAGCCAGGAGAUGCCGGACAAGACGGACACAAGGGAGGCUGCGAUCAUUGCCCUGUCCCAAGAACAGCUCCAGGAUAUUAA
Molecule: messenger RNA, 858 nt
Organism: Caenorhabditis bovis
Lineage: Eukaryota; Metazoa; Nematoda; Chromadorea; Rhabditida; Rhabditidae
Source: the annotation of a GenBank genome assembly